UCCAGACAACCAACUCAUCACUCUGACAACCCUUCAAGGUUCAAGAAAUGCUCUUUUUCAUCGACCCAACAGAAGGAUAAACAAUGAAAUGAACCCUGGCACGAAAGACAUACAAUCGUAAAAUCUGUCUUGAAUCAUCACCAUUUUAUUACAAUUUAAUCUUUAAAAAAUCAAGACUCAAUCAUGUCCAAGGACGACGCUUGUAAAGUGACGUCCAUCAGCAAACACAAGGAACGCAAGCCUAAGAAGCCUCACUACAUUCCCCGGCCAUGGGGCAAACCAUACAACUACAAAUGCUUCCAGUGCCCGUUCACCUGCAUGGAGAAGUCCCACCUGUACAACCACAUGAAGUACAGCCUGUGCAAGAACUCCCUGUCCCUGCUCAUAGAGUCCGACUGGCCGUAUAAAAAGGGCAACAUCCUGCACCCAGAACAGCUACGACCCCUUCAGCAGGCACAUGGCAAAAAUGGCAUAGAAAUGACACACACUGAGGAACGAAAGUCCUUGGAGGAGGAAGGUGAGGACAGGGAAAGCCAGGGAGCAGAAGAUGAGGAAGAAGGAGGACGAGGAGAGCGAUUAGAGGUCACUGGGUUGAGGAAAGAGAGAGGAGACGCUGCAGAGUGCACUACCAAGAAAAUCAAACAGCCAGAGUCUGAGCUUCUGAUGGCCGACAUGCUCUCCCUGGAAGAUCAGCUUUUAAGAGCGCGCUCAGUAGAAGUAGAAGCCCAGCUGAAACACUACAAGCUAUCCAAGGCAUAUCUGACUGCUCCCAGUCUGCUGUCGGAGCAGUGGCGGCUGUUGGCGUCCAGCCAAACGAAGGCCAAAGGGGAAGGUAGUUCAAUCCCCUGUUACCCUCCUCCGCCAAACCUGAUGGAUUACCAGGAUCCCACUGGACUCAACCUGUCAUUGCUCGGGAUGGGUUACCCGAUCACCCCCAGCCUCUUCUCCUACAUGAACUCCGCUAUUCCCGCUGCCGCCACCGCCGCCCAGACCCACGCUCAGCUCGCCCAGCUUCCCUUCCUGGCGUCGGCCGCUCAGCUGAUGCACCCGGCCUCGAGCACCCACACAGACAGAGCUCUUAUCCCCCCUCGCCUCUACUACCCCUUCCUGUGUGAGCACGCGUUCGGACCGGUCUUGGGUCAAAGCGACGCCAGCAAAGCGCUCAAGACGUCCACAAACAGUCUAGAAGCGAGUCCCUCGUCUGGUUUUCAGCCUAAAGUAAAUCUGUGGAAAGUGCCUGCUCUGCGGCCAGGGACAGCCGCUGUCUCCCCUGCUGGCUGGGUGUCGCCUCAGAGGGACUCCCACGAACACGGGUACAGGUUGGCCGAUAAACUGCAGGCUACAGCCAAGGAGGGCAAAGCAAAUUGGUGCCUCAAAAGGACAGGGGUCCCAAUUGGGAACCAUGAGGCACCUGUGGAGAAGAAGCCGAACAUGGGUGGUUUUGCUUUGGACCUUCUGAAGAAUAUUCAGACUGCAUCAAAUCUGAACAUGACAGCAGACAAACUUCUCUUCCAUGGAAGUUUACAGGAUGCUCAGCUGCCGACCCGGCAUACUGAUCUGUGGUACAGCGAACAUCUCACCAGUCCCAGCAGUGAAACAUCCUCUCAGUCUACCUGUGGGGGUCCCAACAGACAGGACCCGAAUGCUGCUAGAACAAUAGGGGAGGGGGCUUCAGAGUCUGUGGCUGCGCUCCUCAGUGACCUCUCCAAGGCCUUGCAGGAGUACCAGGAGGCUGAGCGCAAGAUCUCCCACCUGGAGAAAGAGGACAUUCCCGCCCAGCGUCACCUCUGGGAACACCUGGGAAAAAUACGCAGCGAGCUUUCCCACAUCCACACGGCUCUGGAGAGGUCUUCUCGCCAGAGCGACGGACCCCUCGACCUGUCGGUGAAGAGGCACCAGACGGAUGUGGUUGGAGAUCGCAGCACAAGAGAGGACGGUAAAGACAACGCCACAGAGACAGAAGAGGAGGAUGAGGAAAUGGAAGAGAAAAAGGAGGAAGAAGAGAAUGAGAGGAAGGCGAUGAAGGCGUCGCUGGAGAGUCGUAAGCAGUCUUUGGACAUGCUGAUCAAGAUGAGUCAGGCGUCGGCAGUGAACUCAGAGGAUCUCUCUCCCGGUGGUCUCGGCAUGAGGCCCAGUUCUGCUGAGGCUUUGUGGCCGAGCAGAACCACCAAGUGUGAGGCGGACUCCAGCGUAUUGCUUUGCCCCGACGGACGAUCAGUGGUGUUCACCGAUAUCCCUUCCUCCGCCAAAACCCCAAAGAGGCCCCUGUCUAUACAGCGACUAGAAGCCCAUCCUCCGAGCCCUUUGACGGCUACUGACAAUUGAACUAUUGAUCCUCUGACUGUAUUAUAAGUGACUCGAAUACAGAUGUUUAAAUGCCAUUUAUUACUGGCAUGCCUUCACAUUUCACUGGCUUUGAAAAGGACUGCCACUUAUCCUCAGUUUAACGUCAAAAAGACCUCAAACAUGUUGCACCUUAUAAGACAAAUCGGGAAUGAAUUUUGAAAAGAAGUCUUACAAAAUGCACUACAUUGAUUGUUACAAUAAGAUUAUCCUAAAAAAUAUUUUGAGGUAAUGUCAGCACUUAACAGUAACUUCCAUGAACUGUUAAGUGCAUGAAAAUCACUCUGAGAGACAAUUCUUUGAAUGAAUGUGUAAAUAUUGUAAUAUAAUAAAUGUAAGUAAAAUGUU
This is a messenger RNA of Gymnodraco acuticeps, 2691 nucleotides long. RefSeq names its product proline rich 35 (gene prr35). Lineage: Eukaryota; Metazoa; Chordata; Actinopteri; Perciformes; Bathydraconidae. The record is from RefSeq and is a predicted model, not a curated record. Bases 184 to 2325 code for a protein of 713 amino acids. The transcript has 3 exons.